AUGGCUCCUUCUGAAUCCAAAAAGCGCUUGGCGCUUGCCAUCGUUGACUUCCUCGGAUCAAGCUUGAAGGACGGUACCCUGACUGCGGAAGAUGCUGAUUCCAUCGAGAUCGCCCAGAACUGUAUCGCCGAGACAUUCGGUGUUGAUCCGACCGAUAGUGCCGCUGUGCAGGACGCUCUCGGCGGCCAGUCGCUUUUCAGCAUCUACAACGUAUACGAGAAGCUCAAGGGCAAGACUGCCGGAGGUGCAGCAAGCGCUGCAGCCGGAGAGGCCAAACCUGCAGCACAGCCCACGUCUAAUGCCACCCCCGAGUCGGAUAAACUGAAGUCAGAGGGAAAUGCCGCCAUGGGCCGCAAGGAGUACGACGCAGCCAUCGAUCUUUACACCAAAGCACUUGCGCUUGCUCCAUCAAACCCUAUCUAUCUGUCUAACCGUGCCGCCGCUUACUCAGCCUCCGGCCAACACACAAAGGCUGCAGCAGAUGCUGAGCUUGCUGUCAACGUUGAUCCCAAAUAUGCCAGAGCCUGGAGUCGUCUGGGACUUGCGCGUUACGAACUAGGCGAUGCUAAGGGUGCCGUAGAGGCAUACGAAAACGGAAUUGAGGCCGAGGGAAAUGGCGGAAGCGAUGCUAUGAAGCGCGGUUUGGAGACAUCACGAAAGAAGGUCGAGGAGAUGAACCGUGCCGAGUCUGCACCUCCCGCUGAAGAAGUCGACAAUGCUCCUGGAGCGUCUCGAGGAGGUCCAGGCGGAAUGCCGGAUUUGUCUUCUUUGGCAAGCAUGUUGGGUGGUGGUGCUGGCGGUGCCGGAGGCGCCGGUGGUAUGCCUGACCUCGGCUCGCUUAUGAGCAACCCCAUGUUCGCGAGCGUCGCCCAGAAUUUGAUGAGCAACCCCGAUAUGCUUAACAAUCUCAUGAGCAACCCUCGUCUUCGGCAGAUGGCCGAGAGCUUUGGCAAUGGAGGAGGUAUGCCAGAUAUGUCAUCGAUAAUGAGCGACCCAUCGCUUGCUGAUAUGGCCCGGAACAUGAUGGGCGGAGGCGCUGGCCGUGGAGCUGGGGGUCAAUAG
Messenger RNA from Talaromyces amestolkiae, 1062 nucleotides. RefSeq lists its product as uncharacterized. Gene Ontology annotation, biological process: post-translational protein targeting to endoplasmic reticulum membrane. Gene Ontology annotation, molecular function: molecular adaptor activity; protein binding. NCBI's taxonomy places the organism in Eukaryota, Fungi, Ascomycota, Eurotiomycetes, Eurotiales, Trichocomaceae. Gene Ontology annotation, cellular component: TRC complex; membrane. The transcript is spliced from 3 exons. The record is from RefSeq and is a predicted model, not a curated record. Bases 1 to 1062 code for a protein of 353 amino acids.